Messenger RNA from Uranotaenia lowii, 2319 nucleotides. RefSeq names its product glucose dehydrogenase [FAD, quinone]-like. The record is from RefSeq and is a predicted model, not a curated record. Gene Ontology annotation, molecular function: oxidoreductase activity, acting on CH-OH group of donors; flavin adenine dinucleotide binding. The coding region runs from base 268 to 2151 and encodes 627 amino acids. The transcript has 3 exons. NCBI's taxonomy places the organism in Eukaryota, Metazoa, Arthropoda, Insecta, Diptera, Culicidae.
CGCGUAAUUUAGUCUUUAUCGAGACGCCAACCGGGAAGGAAGAAAAAUAUUUGACGAUUAGUUUUGGGUGAGAAAAAUUCCGAAAAGCCGUGACAAAUUGACCGGGCGCCGGACAAUGUUCGUCUGUUUUCUCCGAGUGUCACCAAAAUGAGAUGCAGAUAAGCUGUGGAAGAUUAAUCAUCGCCAGAGGAGUGAAAUAGCUUGCAAACGAAAGUGUCAAUAACACCCCAAAACGAUUCAUUCGAAUAUUGUUGUCAUAAGAGAAAUAUGUUCACUUUAAGAAAAUUUGCGAUUUCUGUGCUAGUGUGUGCCAUAUUGUUCUGCAGUUCUGGUGAUGCAUUUUUCUUCUUGCUGAAGUCAUUGGCCGAAACAGGAAGAUACGACGAUGACCGAUUUAAUUCCGUGCAACCUACUUAUACGACAACUCACACCAAGGACAUUCCGGAGUAUGAUUUCAUAAUUGUUGGCGCAAGUCCUGCAGGAUGUGUGCUGGCGAAUCGGUUGUCGGAAAAUCCUGACUGGAAAGUGCUGCUGCUGGAAGCGGGACCCGGGGAGAACGAGUUCAACAACAUCCCCCUGUUGACGACAUUUUUGCAGCAAAAUUCCAACUACAACUGGGGUGAUGUUGCGGAAAUGCAGAAUAACUCUUGCUGGGGAAUGAUCGACCAACGGUGCAGCAUUCCCCACGGCAAGGGACUCGGUGGAUCGUCUCUCAUCAACUACAUGAUGUACACCCGAGGAAAUCCGGCCGAUUUCGACCGCUGGGCUGCCCUUGGCAAUCCAGGAUGGUCUUACAACGACGUUUUGCCUUAUUUCCUUAGGAGUGAAUCGGCCAGUCUGCGAGGGCUGGAAAACUCUAGCUAUCACGGCUACGGGGGCGAGCUAAGGGUGGAAUUUCCCCGUUUUAGGACCAACCUGGCGCGAACUUUCGUUAGAGGUGCGAAAGAAAUCGGCCAUAAAAAGAUAGACUACAACGGGAAAUCUCAGCUGGGUGUGUCGUACAUUCAGACGAAUGCGAUGAACGGAAUGCGACAAACGGCUUAUCGCGCUUUCGUGGAACCCAUUCUGGCCAGUCGUCCGAAUUUACACGUCAAACCGAACAGCCGGGUUAAUAAGAUUUUAAUCAAUCACAACACGAAGGUCGCUUAUGGAGUGACAUACGUGAAGAACUUCAGGCAUUUCGAUGUUCACGCGAGGAAAGAGGUUAUCAUAACUGCGGGAGGUAUCAACAGCGCCCAGUUGCUGAUGUUAUCCGGAGUGGGCCCCAAGGAACAUUUGCAGAACAUCAAGGUACCGGUGGUGGAAAAUCGUCCCGUUGGCCAGAACAUGAUGGAUGGUGUGCUAUUUAAUGGACUAACGUUCGUGUUGAAUGAGACUGGACAGGCGCUGUUGACCGACAGCAGGUUCCAAUUGCAUUCCAUUGCUGAUUACUUUAAUGGGCAGGGACCGUUAACCGUUCCAGGUGGGGUGGAGGCAUUAGAUUUCCUGCAAACAAGCCGAGCCCAGCAAUCUGGCGUGCCUGACAUUGCGCUCAUUUUCUCGACCGGAUCACUAGUUUCCGAUGGUGGACUCGGAUUGCGUAACGGGAAACGAAUCAAGACCAGCAUCUAUAACAGGGUCUAUCGGCCACUGGAAACAAUUCCAAACGAUCAGUGGACGGCAACGGUAAUGCUGCUUCAUCCCCAGUCCAGGGGACAUUUGAAGUUGAGAAACGCAAACCCUUACAAUGCACCCAAAAUUUACACCAAUCAGUUAUCGGAAGAAAACGAUGUUGAAACCCUGCUAGAAGGUAUCAAAGAAGCGGUCCGGAUUUCCAAAUCUGCUUCCAUGAGACGGUACGAUGCCCGGGUAUUGGGAAUCCCGUUGCCAAAUUGUGAUCAAUAUCCACUGACGGAUGAUGAGUACUGGCGUUGUGCCAUCCGGACUCUGUCCAGUACGGCCUAUCAACAGCUGGGGGCUUGCCGGAUGGGCCCUGAGGAAGAUCCGACGACAGUUGUGUCACCGGAACUGAAAGUUCAUGGCGUUCAUAAUCUCCGGGUGGCCGAUGUAAGUGUGGUGCCAACAACGAUUUCCGGACAGGUUGGUGCUGUCGCUUAUAUGAUCGGAGAAAAGGCAGCCGACCUCGUUCAGAGCCAGUGGAAUUCAGUGUGAUAGAAAAGUGGGAAUGGCAAUUUUCAUCAAUGCAUCAACAGUAUUUAGACUAAGCUAGUAAUUUAUUAUUCCGUCAUGGUUAUUUUAAUAAAAUAAACUCAUCACAAGCUACCUGUAUACUGUAGGUGAUAAUAAUGUGUUUCUGUUAUAAUCAUCAAUUCCAGGAGA